AUGCUGGGCCCGGAGAUCGCCAACUUGCUUCAGUUCUUCUAUCCCAUCGGCAACACACCUGCUGUCUCCUUGACUCAAGGUCUUCCACCGGAAGAAAAUGCCAUUAUUCUGCUUCUCGGAUGCGGGGAUGUUCGUCAUAUUCUUUUCACGAUACAUAUGGAGCAACAGACUUUCAACCCUCGUCCUUUAGACGUCACCUGCUGCGAUGUAGACCCAGCUGAGAGAUCUCCCACAGCUCGAAACAUCCUAUUGCUAUCGCUGGUUCUGGAUGAUAUCGAUGGCAUCAACGAACAAUUGAUUUGGAAUCUAUUCUAUCAUGGUCGAAUCGAUAAACGUUCUCUUAAGUUAUUACAAAUACAGGCAACCAAGCUUUUGUCCCUGUCAACGUCGCCACAAGCAUGGCAGCAGAGUCAGUAUGGCCGACUGAUUAGGACAUGCGAUCGUGUCUCGAUGGAACGGAUCCGUGACAUGUGGCGUUUCUAUGGCGAAAGGAGAGAAGGAGAUGAUCUUCGACGCUUCAGGAAGAAGCUAGAUAAUGGAUUGCGAAGUGCCCAAAGGUUUCAAAAGUCGGUUGUUGGUGACAUCAACGUGAUAACAGGAAUCCGAGCUGCUGCGCCUGCAUGCCUGGAUGCUAUCCGUGAUGUCAGAAAACUGUACAGGAACUAUUGGACUUUCGGUAUUAUCGAGACUGAUCGAAGAGCCCGGUCCCUUGCCGUCUAUUCCAAUCCCAUGUUUGCGCACAAGUAUGGAAACAUGCUUUUGCAUUAUGGCACCGACCCGCUUCUUAGCUUCCACAUCGGCUCAUGCUAUGCCCCGAUUGACCCAAGGUCGCCCUACUCGCGCUCUUCUUCCGAGAAGCCUGGGUUGCACGAAAUUGUCAACGCCGCCAAGACAGAGUUCGGUGCCUGGAUGAUGUCGUUCAGAGUACAUUUCAUGGCGGACUUGAUUACGCUGCGGUUCUUUGUAGGAGAUGCGGUGGCUUUUGCAUACGCUCUCCAGCAGAUGCGUACCGCCGGUCCCUCAAAGCCUUCACAUUGGUACCGUGAUCGAUACCAUUUCGACCCACUGAUCUUGGAUGAUGAACACUAUUCGGACGGCUCGGCGCCCCUCGUGUUUGAUAUCAUUGAUACCUCUAAUCUUAUCGAUCAUCUGGGUGCCUUGAAUGUGUUCACUGCCACUUCGCCGCUUCUGCGUAAUACCUUCUCGGCCACCCUUUACUCAGAUAAGCUCGUGCGGACCCAGGAGACUCAGAUGUCCCUUCUUGAAACUCUCCUGUGUGGAGAAAUGACGACAGUUACUUCUCUUCUCGGCUUGGUUCCCAUGGAAGUGGCAAGUAACACUGCAUUAACCUCUGCGUCGGAUGAAGCAUUAUGUCAAGACUUGUCGGCGCCCUCAUCGAAGGCUAAACAGGUGUUCGUGAGAAUUGGGUGGAAGAGACCACUGAAACCAGAUGACGCGCCUGUUAAAGCAUUGGACCUCAUUCACUUUGACUCCACCGGGCUAGCACGGGUUCUCUAUCAUGUUUUCUUGAAAAUGUUCGCCGAUGAAGAUAUUUCUAACGUGUUUGCCGGAAUUGAAAGCGCACAAAUGUCAUCUCUGCCAGCUUACAACCGGGCAAGCUUUGUCGCUUUUCUUUGCCUUGUCAAAACACGGACCAGGACGGACUGGAACACUACGAUGAUAGAAUUGCUUGGGCUCAUAUAUCAAGAUACCAGUCUUGCAUUGUCCAAUGACUACAUGCAAGAGCUGAAUCUCUGGUUCCAUCUGAAGGGUCUUUACUCUUUCGAUAUUUUAGAACAUUCACCAACCAGCUUGAUUUCUAUUCCACACACAGGCACCUUACAGGGCUGGCAGAACAUGCCGCCUGUAGUGAGUGUCACCCUUCGGAUUCCUCGAAACAAACUAGAGCUUUUCAUUACUGAAGCCACCAAGGCUGGUUUGACGCCUCCACUCCAUGCUAUCUUGCAAUCUCCUCCUCAAACAGCCAACCAGUGGCAAAACAUGUUCGCGGAAACUCAGAUUGGAUUUGGUAACGUUCGAACCAAAGGAUCCAGGUACAGCAACUCAUUCGAGGUGGAAAUUGAUCAAGACGAACUGGGAUGGAAGGGAAAAUCCCCAAUGCUUCUUUCUUUCUAUGUGCCAAGCUUGAUUUUACUCCAAGAACCGCAUGCCACUACUGUAUCGUUGGCUAUCGCGUAUUCCCCCACAACAAUUCGCGUAUUUGCGAAUAGCUUAGGACGCUAUCUGAGUAUCUUCACUGCGAAACAAGAGGAUGCUGAAUUUGUCUAUGUUACCAAGCACCACCCACAUCAGAGUGAUGUUAUGUCAAUCUGUGGCUUUAAUUUAGUGGACAUCAAGGAUGAGCUCGAUCCCGAAGGGAACUCAGAAACAACCAUCACCGCCACCGUGAACGAGCAAAACGGACAAAUUUCAUCAUUCACGAGUCAUAUCCAAAUUCUAUCUGAGCAAUGGAAAGAUCUACUCAUGGAUGGCAGCACGAUCAAGCAAUCUUCGCGUUCGCCGUUCAAUUAUGCUUUAUCUCUUGAAAAGGGACCAAGCUUCAAAGCUAACUUCCCUACUCCUGUCUUGGACUCUACCGCGAGAGUGAGAAUUGCUCGCAAGUCAUCCUACCUUGAGCUCAUCGCAGAUGUUGCUAAGUCCACUGACUGGUCAACCCUGCCGUCCUUCAUGUAUCCAGUGUUCUUGGAUUCGGGAUCACCCGCUCUAUGGAAUAUGUCGCACCUCAAUCUCUCAUCGUUUCCUACGAUAGACCUUUCCAAUCCUUCCUCUAAGCGCCUAAGCUGGUUACCGGUCCAUCUCCCAACGAUGUGGUCCGCACAUGAGAGUGCCCUGAGGUUCAAACCUUCCUUGCCGGCUUCCCCGAAAGUUCGGGCCAGAAUGGCCUUUAAGAACGGCCUAUUCCACAUCUUCAUACACUUUAGUGGAAUAUUAGGCCCCCGGUCGACUGUCUUCGCUAUUGACUGCCACGAAGAAAAGGGCGUGCAUAUGCUUGUUUUCGUGUCCACGAUGUUACUCGAACUCUCCAAUCGUACUGUUGUUCUUGAUGCUGCAGUUCUCCCUCUUCGCACUCAUCUCAUGCCAAAAAUUGUCCCUGCGCUCACAGCAAUGAUGAACAGCAGCCAUUCGCCUAAAUCCAUCCGCACCUCCAAAGACGAGCUUUAUCUUUGGACGGAAGCUCUCCCUGCCUGGACUGAGCGAUGCCGAUCAUGGCAACACAAGCCCAGUUGCGAGUACAUUGCUACGGAAAAGAUCCCACUCUCAACUGACUUCGGUGAAAAGGUUCUUUGCUCGUGCGGAGAGGGCAUACUACCAACUGAUUUCAUGCCCAAUUUUCCUGGCUGGAAAGAGCUUGCUGAACACUCUGUCCAAAUGGCCAUUUCUCCACCAUUUCCAUCAGCACUUGUUGAAAAGCCUGUCAAUCUAUCUUCGCUUGCAUAG
This is a messenger RNA of Penicillium griseofulvum, 3459 nucleotides long. RefSeq names its product DUF4470 domain-containing protein. The coding region runs from base 1 to 3459 and encodes 1152 amino acids. The transcript is spliced from 2 exons. NCBI's taxonomy places the organism in Eukaryota, Fungi, Ascomycota, Eurotiomycetes, Eurotiales, Aspergillaceae. The record is from RefSeq and is a predicted model, not a curated record.